Messenger RNA from Gopherus flavomarginatus (Mexican gopher tortoise), 1667 nucleotides. It is a transcript of the gene CCKAR, whose product is annotated as cholecystokinin A receptor. Gene Ontology annotation, molecular function: neuropeptide receptor activity; cholecystokinin receptor activity. The transcript is spliced from 5 exons. Gene Ontology annotation, cellular component: membrane. The record is from RefSeq and is a predicted model, not a curated record. Bases 1 to 1290 code for a protein of 429 amino acids. Gene Ontology annotation, biological process: neuropeptide signaling pathway. NCBI's taxonomy places the organism in Eukaryota, Metazoa, Chordata, Testudines, Testudinidae.
AUGGAACUAGUUGAUGACAUCCUACUUGAGAAUGGAACCAAUAUUUCUGCGUUCCUGUGUGAUAUUGUCAUGGAAAAUGAUACGUUUUUCUGUGUGGAUGAUUCACCUCCUCUUGCUAAAGAUUUACAUCAAACAGUUCGAAUUCUGCUAUAUUCGUUGAUAUUUUUGCUCAGUGUCGUGGGGAACACACUGGUAAUUACAGUGUUGAUAAGAAACAAAAGGAUGAGGACCGUCACUAACAUAUUUUUGCUGUCGCUGGCUGUCAGUGACCUAAUGCUUUGCCUUUUCUGCAUGCCUUUCACCCUCAUUCCCAACCUGCUGAAGGAUUUUAUAUUUGGUAGUGCUGUUUGUAAAACUGCCACCUACUUCAUGGGUGUCUCAGUAAGUGUAUCUACGUUCAACCUGGUUGCCAUAUCUUUGGAGAGAUACAGUGCUAUUUGCAAACCCUUGCAGUCCAGGGUAUGGCAGACAAAAUCUCAUGCCUUGAAGGUGAUUGCUGCUACUUGGUGUCUCUCCUUUACCAUCAUGUCGCCAUACCCAAUUUACAGCAAACUGGUGCCUUUUACAAAAUAUAACAACAGCACAGCUAACAUGUGUCGCCUCCUUUGGCCAAGCGAUGUCAUUCAGCAGUCCUGGUACAUUUUCCUGUUGCUCAUACUCUUUCUUAUACCUGGUAUUGUAAUGAUGAUUGCAUAUGGCUUAAUCUCUUUGGAACUGUACAGAGGAAUAAAGUUUGAUGUCAGCCAGAGAAAAUCUUCACGAGAAAGGAAAGCCAGCACCAGUAGCAACAAAUAUGAGGAUGGAGAUGGCUGCUACCUGCAGAAAACCAAAAAGAAGAGAAAAAUGCCACUGCAACAGCUUUCUGCCACCAGCAGCACCAAAAUAGACAGGGUCAGAAGCAACAGCUCAACUGUCAACUUGAUGGCCAAGAAGCUUGUCAUCCGCAUGCUGAUGGUGAUUGUGAUUUUGUUUUUCCUUUGCUGGACUCCCAUCUUCAGUGUAAAUGCCUGGCGUGCAUUUGACACCACAUCAGCAGACCAACAUCUCUCAGGAGCGCCUAUCUCCUUUAUUCAUUUGCUCUCCUACACUUCUGCCUGUGUGAACCCCAUCAUCUACUGCUUCAUGAACAAGCGCUUCCGCAUGGGCUUUCUGGCCACUUUCACCUGCUGUCCCAAACAAAAGCCUCCAGUAGUAAGAGGAGAGAUUGGAGAUGAGGAGGAGGGGAAGACCACAGGGGCAUCUCUCUCCAGGUACUCUUACACGCACAUGAAUGCGUCUGCUCCCCCGUGAACUGCUACAGAAAAGGAGAGGCUACACAUGGCCAAGAGAAUUUCAAAUCCUUAUCUUCUUAUCUGGUCUUGGAAAGGCAACUAAGGUUUGAUUUGUAACAUGACUUAGUUCUGAGAAGAUGAAAACACCACAGUUAAGCAAUUAGCUGGUAGGAAAUGCCAAGGGAAUUGUAUGGGCCAUGGAUACUGCUAGGGUCUGUGCUUUGUGUCACCUCCAUUUCUAAAAAGAAACUGGAGUUAUUAGGCUUCGUGGAGAUAAGGGACUUUGAAACCAGCCCUCCAGCAUGGUGCAUUUGUAUUAAAGCCUCCUGUAAACACAUUCUAUAACCUGAGGGUGUCCUUUCCACCGGCAGUUUGGCUCACCCUUUUCAUGCAAAA